This is a messenger RNA of Camelina sativa (false flax), 917 nucleotides long. Lineage: Eukaryota; Viridiplantae; Streptophyta; Magnoliopsida; Brassicales; Brassicaceae. The record is from RefSeq and is a predicted model, not a curated record.
AUCUACGCCGCCGUGAUGAGUGUCGCCGGCGUCUACCGUUUAACUCUUUCUCUCCCGCCGGUACUCGUUCUUUUUUUGUCUCUCGCUCUCACGAAACAAUGAUUUUUGAGAUAAAUUAGUAAUCUUGCUGCUCUGUUUCCAGAAAUGUUAUCUCCAUAACUUCAGCAUUCCCGUUAAUGGCAAUCACACUCCAUCUCUGCUACCACAUCGCUACUCUGUAUUCCACCAUAGUCGCCGAUUGGUUACCUCCUCUAGUCACAAAAUUGGCUUCGAAUAAAUCUGAUGCUGAGGCUGAGCCUUCAUAUGGUGAAGGUGAAAUGUUGGAUAAGAAUGGGACAAGGAGGAGCAACCCGUUCGUUUCAGAAGAGCUUCUCAAGAAGCUGAAGAGAUAUGGACUCUCUGGAAUAUUAUCCUAUGGGUUACUUAAUACGGUCUAUUACUCCACAGCUUUCCUCUUGGUGUGGUUUUAUGUGGCCCCAGAACCGGGAAAAAUGGGUUAUCUUGCUGCGGCUGAGAGAUUUCUUAAAGUGAUGGCCAUGGUCUGGGCUGGAAGCCAAGUUACUAAGCUCAUCAGAAUCGGAGGGGCAGUCGCACUUGCACCUAUUGUUGAUAGAGGAUUGUCGUGGUUUACAGUAAAAUGCAAGUUUGAAAGUCAGGGAAAAGCUUUUGGCGCACUGGUUGGGAUAUGUCUUGGUCUGGCUUUGAUGCUAUUUGUCGUUGUGACACUGCUUUGGGCAUAGCACAGAAUUAUAGCUACAUUAAGUAGGUUUUGGCUUUUACAAUAACUGUGGUUUUUGGUUACAACGGUAUGGGACUAUAUAUGGACUUUAGGGACAUUGUCGACAUUCCUUUCUUGUUUAACAAUUAAGUGUAAAAAUAAUUAAACAUGGGGCAAUGUUACAAGUGAUUUUUUUUUU